GACGGGAGAGAAUGAUGAGAGAGAGAGAGAGAGACAGAGAGAGAGCGCAGCCCAGCUUGUGCCCCUUUCUGAGGUGCCUGUUUCCCUGGAGGGCUCGGCCCGCCAUUGCAGCCGGUCGCUGCCAGUCUGGCGAGAAGGGGAGGUUGCCCACGCCCUGCUGAGCAGGCGGCACGUUUCCUGUUGGUUCGCUGCCGGCCUUCCUGUGGACUCUGCCUUCUGGCUAAAUGGGGAAGGGAGCCGUUGCUUUUGCCUUCGCCCUCAGCUCUGGCUCCGGCCUGGGCCUGACCGAGCCGGCCCCCGGCUCCUAGAGCCCCGGCCCCCCAGCCCUCCGCCCCCGGCCCCGGCUUGACGAUGGACGCCCCCGCCCAGAGCUUAGCUCCCCCGGCCCUCGGGCCCCGAGGGGAGGAAGGCCGCGUGUUUCUCAUUCCCGAGAGGCAGCAGCCUGACUGUGAACACCUGAGGAAAAGAGUCCCGAGGGGGAGAAAAGGCCAGGACUGGUCGUGCGCCCUCCUCGCCGCGUCCCUGGUCGGGGCUCUGGGCUCCUCCUUUCUCUACGGAUACAACCUGUCUGUGGUCAACGCCCCCUCCCGGUACAUCAAGACUUUCUACAAUGAUACCUGGCCAAAAAGACAAGGCCGCUCGAUAGAUGAGAAUACCCUGAUGCUGCUCUGGUCCCUGACUGUAUCAAUCUUUGCCAUUGGAGGCCUGGUGGGGACGAUGGUGGUGACUUUGAUUGGAAAGGUUCUUGGAAGGAAAUACACGUUACUGGCCAACAACGCCUUCGCCAUCUUGGCAGCCUUGCUCAUGGCUUGCUCCCAGAAGGCCGGGUCCUUUGAGAUGCUGAUCCUGGGGCGCUUCAUCAUGGGCGUUGACGGAGGCAUCGCUCUCAGCGCCCUCCCCAUGUACCUGAGUGAAAUCUCCCCCAAAGAGAUCCGGGGGUCUCUGGGGCAGGUCACCGCCAUAUUCAUUUGCAUUGGAGUAUUUACUGGUCAGCUCUUGGGCCUGCCUGAAAUUCUGGGACAGGAGUCCCUGUGGCCUUACCUGUUUGGCGUGAUUGUGGUUCCCGCCUCCAUCCAACUCGUGAGCCUCCCGUUCCUGCCAGAGUCCCCGCGCUAUCUGCUCUUUGAAAAGCACGAUCAGGAGGGAGCACGCAAAGCCUUUCAGACAUUCCUUGGGAAAGCAGACAUAUCUCAGGAAAUGGCCGAGGCCCUUGCCGAGAUCCGGCUUCAGAGGAACAUCCGCCUGGUGUCGGUCUGGGAGCUCGUGAAGCAGCGUUCGGCCCGCUGGCAGAUAAUCACCGUGGUCAUCACCAUGGCCUGCUACCAGCUCUGCGGCCUGAAUGCGAUUUGGUUCUACACAAACAACAUCUUUUCCACGGCAGGGAUCCCUACUGAGAAGAUCCCAUAUAUAACCCUGAGCACGGGGGGCAUCGAGACUUUGGCUGCCAUCUUUUCGGGCCUGGUCAUUGAACGUCUGGGGCGCAGACCUCUUCUCAUUGGCGGCUUUGGGCUCAUGACGCUCUUCUUUGGGAUCCUCACCGUAACUCUGACGCUGCAGGACAAGGCUCCCUGGAUCCCCUACCUCAGCAUUGUCUGCAUCCUGAGCAUAAUUGCCUCAUUCUGCAGCGGACCAGGUGGGAUCCCCUUCAUCUUGACCGGAGAGUUCUUCCAGCAGGCUCAGCGGCCAGCAGCCUUCAUGAUCGCAGGGACGGUCAACUGGCUCUCCAACUUUGCAGUGGGGCUCCUGUUCCCCUACAUUGUGGAAGGGUUGAGGACCUACUGCUUCCUGGUCUUUGCUGCAAUCUGCUUGCUGGGAGCCACCUACUUCUAUUUUGUCCUUCCCGAGACCAAAAACAAGACUUACGCGGAAAUCAGCCAAGCGUUCGCCAAAAGGAACAAGGAGAACCUGCCCGGGGAGAAGGCGGAGCAAGACAGACCCAACGGACUAGCCAGCAGCAAGUUGGAGCUGGAGUCUCCCACACUGGACAACGGUGUCCAGAACAAGAUCGUUUAACUGGGAUGGGCUCUGCAGGUCGUUGUCCUCCCGGAAGACUCGGGGGCCAAGCUUCUCUGCCCACGGAGAUUUUCAGGCCUUCACUUGCAGGGAAUGAGCAGCCAUAACCUCUCCCAUGGGAUUGUGGCUGCUGAUUCUUGACCUUCUGGGGUCCAGAAAGCGGACCCUGCUGCCCCGUGUCCCCUCCCUGUCCCGCCACCGCGGCCCAUUCCUUCAGAGCAUUUUCCCCUUCCCAUGGGGCCACAGAGAGCGCUCCCUCGGAGCAUUCUGGGCAAACUGCUUGGUCUCAAAGCAAAAUUGAGGCAAUGCACAAGAUGAACAUUAAAAAUAACAAGUCAACUCCUGGGCACUUGGGUCCUGAAGGAAGUCCCUUUGACGGGCUGAGGAUAAGCCGGGUCUUCAGGAGCAUUCUCCCUCGGGCUAAUUGGGGCCCGUGACCAGGCUGCUCCUGGGGAUGAGCUGCUCGUGGGGGCUCCUCCAGGCACUUCAGAGCUGCUUGUCCAAUGAGACAUCUCUGCCAAGUGGCAAACUGGACUCUCAGGGAAGCGAGGGGCACCUCCCAUCUUGGAGGAGAAAUUAAAUUGUGUGGAUGGGAGCCCCAGGAUUCCUCUAGCUGUCUCUCAGAAACACCAGGGCCCACCAGCAAAGGAGGUGUCGCCCCCAUUCUCUGGGGGGACAGCAGACCCAGAUCGGCUUGAUUCUUAAAUUGGCCCCUGCUUGGUCUCCUGGCCCAGCUCACCCAGCACCACCUUCCGAGCUCAGGGAAUGAAGAUUCACUUUCAUUUCAACAUUUGCCAAAUUUCCGAGAAAUUAAUUUUGUUGGGGGUAAAGAAUAAUACAAAAACCCCGACUGUACCGAUGCAGAUAUUUGCAAUUGCCUCGGUGACUGUUUUAGAAUAAAAGACCAGGAGCGGGGGCAGGAGUAUGUAUUUAAGCGGGGUUCCAUCCACAUGUAGUUCGAUUUUUGUGUUGCCCCAUGUUCUAGUGGGGUGGAUCCCAAGCAUCCAUUUCUAAGGGGCUUCCAGAGACUCCAAGGAGAAGUUAAUUCACACAUGGUCAUCCCUAAACACAGCCGUCUCUUCUUCGGCAUCCCUGACAAACCAUUGGCUCAUUUUUGCCGACAAAACGGAGAGGCCGCUGCCGUGGUGAAAUGGGGCAGCAUCUGGACAGGGUUUCGCGGCGUGCCUGCAGGGUAAGUGCCUACUAUGUGGGUGACCCAUUCUCCCUUCCUCUUGGGAAGAAUGUUGCAGCUAGCUGGGACAGUGAAGAGACGAUUAGACCUGAAGCUGGAAAGACCCAAGUUCAAAUGUGGCCUCAGCCACUUACUCGCUCUGCGACCCUGAGCAAGUUACUCAGCCAGUUUUCCUCAGUUUCCUCAUCUGUAAAAUGGGGAUAACAACAGCACCUGCUUCCCGGGGUCCCUGGGAAGAUCAGAUGAGAUGAUUGUAAAGUGCUUAAUACAAUGCUGGCACAUAGUAAGUGCCAUAUGGGUCGGCCAUCGUGAUUGUCUGGUCUAGGUGCUGAGUGGGUAUUUCCUGUCUCGCCUCAGUUUCCCUCUUUUUAUCCUACUUCUGUCCACUAAGACCAAGAAGGACAAGUCUAGCUGUGAGCUCCUCAGACAUUUGACAAGAGCUCUCGUGCCCCCUCACCAUAAAGCAUGAAAUGAUCUGAAUGAAAAAGGUAGAAUCGAAGCAAUCCACAAACCAAGCCAGCCUCCAUAAAUAAUGAGUCCCCCCUUCUUCAAGGGGACCAUCCCUCCCCUUCACCAGUCAGCCCCAAGCCGGAAGCUUCCCAAAGGCGGUGUCCAGAACCGCUCAGAGACCGAGCACAGAGGGGGAACUGUGGUUUUCGACCUCACGCUGCAGCUGCUGCUCUCUUAGAUUGCACAGACUCUCCGGCUGGGCUGGCCUAGGGCCCUUUCCAUUCUCAGUCACCUUAAGAAAUGAACCUGGCCCUGACCUCAGUCCUGCACCAGAUGUCCACGUGUUUGCGUGCUCCUGUAACAAUUUGGGGCAAACCACUUCAGAGACUUCCCAGAAACUCAUUUUUUGUUCCCCACUUCAGAAAUCACCGGGCCCUCAAAACCUGCUGUGGGCACAUAUCCUUUGACUAGAAUUAGACAAGGUUCCCAGAAUUCCAUUUUCAGGGGCAAAAAGAAAAAUUGGGUCAUUUAAUUUUUCUUCCAACCGUCCACGGGUAAAUUAUACCCUGCUUUGCUUUGCCACCACUUUAUCUGAACUGGAGUCCUGAGUAAUUAAUUUGCUAAUUGUUCUUUGUAAACUGUUCUGAUGAUAGACUUGCCUUUCUCUCAUGUACAAACACGUUGCACUUGAUGACCAUUAUUCUAUUUGACUCGUCAAACUGAACCUUGUUUCCUGGUAUACAAAGAAAUGGAUGUAAGCAGAGAAAUGGAACCAAAUAAAGUGAUGAAUAUUAAACUGA
Messenger RNA from Sarcophilus harrisii (Tasmanian devil), 4455 nucleotides. RefSeq names its product solute carrier family 2 member 9 (gene SLC2A9). Bases 352 to 2013 code for a protein of 553 amino acids. The transcript has 12 exons. Gene Ontology annotation, molecular function: hexose transmembrane transporter activity. The record is from RefSeq and is a predicted model, not a curated record. Gene Ontology annotation, cellular component: membrane. Lineage: Eukaryota; Metazoa; Chordata; Mammalia; Dasyuromorphia; Dasyuridae. Gene Ontology annotation, biological process: monosaccharide transmembrane transport.